AUGACCAAAACCGCCUUCACUACUCCACCAUCAUCAUCAUCAUUCUCCCCGGCCGAGUACGACGACGACGAUGACGACAACGACAACGAACCCGCCAUCAUCAGAGCCUGGGUCUACACCACCGGCGGCUACCCCUCCUGCGUCCGACAAACCCUCCUCCCGGCCCCCGAUAUCCAACCCGCCAUCGGCGGCGGCGGCAUCAUCGGCCCAACCACGCUCCUCAUCCGCGUCCGCGCCGCCGCCCUCAACCCCGUCGACAUCCAGCUCAUGAACCUGCCCGUCGUCUGGUCGCUACCCUACCUGUCGGGCGCCGAGAAGGGCAUCGGGGCCGACUUCGCCGGCACCGUCGUCGCGGCCGGCAGGGAGGCAGCGGCGGGUGGGUUCGGCGCGGGCGACGAAGUGUUUGGGCUGCACUUCGCGCCGUUUGGUGGCGCGGCGGGGACGCUGAAGGAGGUCAUAGCCGUGGACGUGCGGAGCGCCGUGGUGCUAAAGAAGCCGCGGGACUGGACGUGGGCGCAGGCGGCGGCGCUGCCGUUGGUGUGGUUGACGGCGAAGACGUGUGUGGGGAGGUGUGAGGGGUUUGUUGGUGGUGGCGGUAAGGGGACGGGGACGGUAGCGGUUCUGGGAGCGAGUAGCGCAACAGGCAUGUAUGCGGUUGUGCUCGCGAAGAGGAGGGGAUGGCGUGUUGUCGGCACGUGUAGUGCGAGGAACGAGGAGUUUGUAAAGCGGAUGGGGGUGGAUGUGGUGAUUGACUAUACGAAGGGGGGCGUUAGGGAGAAGGUUGCGGCGGAGGCGCCUGAUGCGAUUAUAGACUGUGUUGGCGGAACAGAGUGUUUAGAUUUGGCAAGGAGAUAUGUCACGAUUGUGGGGGAUAAGACAAGCAGGAGCGCAAUAGGUGGGUCGUUGACCUAUUUGUGGAAUCCCAGAAUGGUGCUACGGGCACUUCUGGGAAAGCUUGGGUUGAGGAGUGAACUGUACGAAUGCGUCAAUUUGGAAACGAGAAAGGAUUAUUUGGAGGAGGCAUUACAUCUGGACAAGGAAGAGAUUGUGGUUGAUAGCACCUUCUCAUUCGAGCAAGUCAGGGAGGCGCUUGAGAGGAUGAAUUCGGGGAGGUGUCGUGGUAAAGUAGUGGUGAGCAUCGGGCCCUAA
Lasiodiplodia theobromae is the source of this 1149-nucleotide messenger RNA. RefSeq lists its product as uncharacterized. Gene Ontology annotation, molecular function: oxidoreductase activity. The transcript has a single exon. Gene Ontology annotation, cellular component: mitochondrion. The coding region runs from base 1 to 1149 and encodes 382 amino acids. NCBI's taxonomy places the organism in Eukaryota, Fungi, Ascomycota, Dothideomycetes, Botryosphaeriales, Botryosphaeriaceae. The record is from RefSeq and is a predicted model, not a curated record.